Terrapene triunguis (Three-toed box turtle) is the source of this 3675-nucleotide messenger RNA. RefSeq names its product BAH and coiled-coil domain-containing protein 1-like. Bases 1 to 3675 code for a protein of 1224 amino acids. The transcript is spliced from 8 exons. NCBI's taxonomy places the organism in Eukaryota, Metazoa, Chordata, Testudines, Emydidae. The record is from RefSeq and is a predicted model, not a curated record.
AUGGCGCUGAGACGUCGGGUGCCUCCUGUGGGCAACGCCGGGGGCUGCUGCGCAGAGCAGGAUAACUUCUACCUGCGGAACCUGCCGGCCCAGCCCACCCUGCUGUCAGCUAACCACAACUUCCCCACCAUUGCCCGAGCAGCCCCCGGCCACCCCAUCGGGUCCUGCAGCCGUGACCGCGAGGCCAGCCACGGGCAGAAGAGCCACAAGGAAUACGACCGCUACCUCCUGGCCAAGGAGAAGGCGGGCAAGGGGGAGGCCAAGGAGAGGCUGGGGGAGGAGGACGUGAAGGAGAGGCACAAGCUGGUGCUGCCCAUGAUGCCCGAGGGGCACUGUAAGGAGGGGGUCCACCAGAGGAGCUCGUGCGAGAACCGGGCCAAGCACCUCAACUCCUGCCUGCUGAACUCCAAAAUGCUCAAUGGCGACGCCCACAAGGCCGUGCUGCCCAGCUGCACGGGCGGCGCCCUGCCCCGCCACGCCGGCAUGGCCCAGAGCCGCUGCCCCAAGGACAUGCUGAGGUCGGAGCGGGAGCUGGCUCCCCACGAGUCACCCCAGCCCUACAGCGAGUGCCUGGAGCGGCGCCAGAUGCUGCACCACUCGGUCUCCUACACCGUCCCGUCCAGCCUGCCCGCCAUCCCGCCCCCGCUCAGCACCUCGGCCGCCACCUUCCCCUGCCUGCAGCUCCACUCCAGCCCCGACGGGCUGUGCCCCUUGCAGGACAAAGCCGGGCGGGAGCUGAAGCUCAGCGGGGCCACGUUCGUGCCGUCGGUGGGACACUUGACCGACAAGAGCAGGUCUUUCCAGGUGGCGGCCGAGGCCUGCAGCCUGGAGCGUGGCGAGGCCAAGGAAAGGCACGAGAUGGGCUCGGAGCACACGGGCGCCUACGGGAACUCCUUCCACCAUCUCAAGGCGGAGGGCAAGGCGGAGCGGAGGCUGGAGUGGGCGCAGAGCUCCAACGCCCGGCUGAAAGGCCUGGAGUACCUGAACAGCGCCGGCUCCGAGGCCCCCUUCCCCAGCCUGCCCCAGGCGCCCAAGGGCGGCCUGGAGAAAGGCAGCUACUUCGAGAUGGCGCCGUCUCAGGACUGCUCCCGCGCCAGCCACCAGGACGCCCUGUGCGUCAAACUCAGCCAGUCCUGCUGCACUUUAGACAAGAGCUCCAAGGAGUGCCAGGGCCAGAGCGUGCAGAAGGUGGCGCGGAUACGGCACCAGCAGCACGUCCCCCCGGAGCUGGAGCUGGCGGGGAGCGGCUCCGAGGCCAGGCGGAAGGCGAUGGGCUACAAUGGAGCCCCUCUGCCCCCCUGGGGCGUGCAGGGGCAAGGCGCGCCCAUGUCCAUGGGCGAGGAGAGGAAGAGCUCCUAUCUCGACCCCUUCAGCACCAGUUUGCAGCAGGCUGCGCUGAUGACUCAGGGCUCGGUGCUGAGCCAGGACAUGCAGAACCCCCCCGACGAGGUGUCGGCCAUGAAGAACCUGCUGAAAUACAGCAACCAAGCACUUACCGUGGGCCAGAAGGCCCCCUUCGUGGGGCUGGGCACCGUCAAGGGCAGCUGCGCUCAGCAGGACGGGAAAUUCCAAGCAGGGAAGGGGCAGCAGGAGCUGGAGCGGCCGGACUGCGCCCGUAGUAGAGACCAUGAGCUGGCCCACGGGGAGGGCGAGGUGCGGCAGCCGCCCGUGGGCAUCGCUGUGGCGGUGGCGCGACAGAAGGACACACUGAGCCGGCCGGAGCCCUCGUACGGCACCAACUCCAGCCGGCAGAACAGGGUGACCAUGGGCCUGAAAGCCGGCUCAGCACGACCCAUGCACGUCAUCGACCUGGAGGCGGAGGAGGAGCGGAGCCGCCUGUGCGAGGAGCGGCUGGGGAUCACGGGCCGAGAACUUCUUCUCCAGGAGAACAAGGACCUCGUGGACUUUGCCAGGAUCCACCCAUCCAGCGGCUGCCCGGGCGACCUCACCCCCCACCUCAUGAUCGCAGGCGGCUCCUCCCUCCAGGCCGGCCAGUUGGGAGGGGACCCCGCAGCCCACGCGCACCCGGCCCACACGCACUGGCUGCCCCGGACGCGCAGCCCCUCCAUCUGGAUGGGGGGGCACUCGUACGGCAUCAGCCACCCGGCCUUGCAUCAGAACCUGCCGCCCGGCUUCCCAGCGUCCAUGCCCAGCACCAUGCAGUCCGUGUUCCCCCUUCCCCAGGAUCCCCCAGCGCAGCUCGUCAUCCUGCCCACGGAGCCGUCAGCCCACGGCGCCCCGCACACGCUGGCUGAUGUUAUGGACCAGGCCUCGCUUUGGCCGCCCAUGUACCCGGGCCGGGGCCCCAGCUCCCACCUGCAGCACGCGGGCCAGCUCCCUGUCUACUCACGCUCGCAAUUCCUCCGGCAGCAGGAGCUCUACGCCCUGCAGCAGCAGCAGCGGGCGGCCCAGGCGCUGGAGCUGCAGAGACAGUCGCAGAUCCAGCGGAAGGUGGAGGAGCAGCCUGCCGAGCUGGAGGAGCCAGGCCCCGAGAAGCCCCUCAAGCCGUCCCAUAAACCAGUUGCCUUAACGCCCCCCACCAAGGGCCUCUCCUCGCCGGCCCCCUGCCCUGCCAAGCUCUCACCCUGCUGCCACUCGCCCGCCCUGCGGCACCCAUCGAAAUGCCCCUCGGCGCAUCCUGCCGCCCCCUGCACUUUACCCGUCUGCCCGGCGCCCAGCUCGGCCGUUGCCCCGCGCUCCCCGCCCGCCAGCCCCAGCCCCUCGCCCAGCUCCAAGAGCAACGAAGCGGAAGACAAGCGGGUGGAGGGGCAGCCGCCCCGGGGCUACCCCAAGUCGCUGGAGCCAGACCUGCCGCCUGGAUACAGCUACCCCGCCGUCAGCAUGGGCUACUCCUCGCCGCUGGCCGUGCACGCCGCCGAGCCGGCCGACCCCGACACUAUGCAAAGCGUCUCCCCGGCGGCCGAGCCCGAGCAGUCCCGGACGUUCCCUCCCACGGAGGAGCCGUGCCGGGCCAGCGCCGCGGCCGUGCUGGAGGAGGCCGGGCGGGCAGUGCAGGGUGCCAUGGCCGAGCCCAAGGCCCAGGCUGCCAUGGGCCAGCAUCUCCACUACCUCCUCCUCCCCCCGGGGCAGGCCUCCGGGGAGCUGGUGGGGGCAGCGACGGGGCGGGGCCCGGCGGAGGAGCUGGGACAGACGCCCUACGGCCCAAUGCUGGGGGGGCCCGGCUUGGCCUCGGCUCAGGGACCUCCAGAGGAGAGCGGGGGCCUGGAGGAGCAGCCGGGGGCAGCGCAGCUCACAGGGGCACCGGCAGGCUCCCCCCCGAAGGCCUCAGAGGGUGCAGCCGGAGAGGGGCAGGCGGCGGGGCGGGAGGCCGGCUGCGAAGAGGAGCAGGAAAGCGACUCCCUGAGCCUCCUACGGGCGGGCAGCGGCCUCCAGGGCCCCCUGAGCGGGCUGGACGCACUGAUCAUCGCGGGCAUCGACCUGGGAGACCUCCCUGCCCUGAGCCCGCCCAGCGCGGCCCCCCCAGCGGCUUCCCCCUUGCCCUGCCCGUGCAGCUCAGGGAUCACCCUGCUCAGCGAACUGGCCGACCUGGAGCUCCAGCGGCAGAGGUGCGAUGCGGCGGUGGGAGGUAAGGAGCUGCCACCCUCCCCCCGGGCCUCACACCGGACCCUUCCCUGGGCUGGGAACCCCCCCCAUUGCAGCCUCUCUGCUCUCUGA